CCAGGACAGAGGUAUCAGAAGGACCCUUGCACGACAUGUGUCUGUGAUGAAAACAACGAGAUCUUUUGUAGUAGCAUCCAGUGUGGCUGGCCACGGUGUCAAUUCAACGUUCGACCUGUUACAAAACCUGGCAAUUGUUGCCCCUCGUGCCCAGCAGUCUAG
This is a messenger RNA of Lymnaea stagnalis (great pond snail), 162 nucleotides long. NCBI's taxonomy places the organism in Eukaryota, Metazoa, Mollusca, Gastropoda, Lymnaeidae. The record is from the annotation of a GenBank genome assembly.